AUGCCUUUCGCACAACUGGUUAUUGGCCCACCUGGUGCAGGAAAAUCUACUUACUGCAAUGGCAUGCAUCAGUUCCUCGGAGCGAUCGGGCGCAAAUGCUCAAUCGUGAACCUCGACCCCGCGAACGAUAAGACCUCAUACCCGUGUGCGCUGGACGUGCGCGAUCUCGUCACGCUGGAAGAGAUCAUGGAUGAAGACAAGCUCGGUCCGAACGGGGCGACACUCUAUGCGCUUGAGGAGUUGGAGGAGAACUAUUCCUGGUUAGAGGAAGGAUUGAAAGAACUUGGAGACGAUUAUGUCUUAUUCGACUGCCCUGGCCAGGUUGAACUAUUUACGCAUCACGCUUCGCUACGGAAUAUCUUCUUUCGGCUUCAAAAGCUUGGCUAUCGGUUGAUUGUCAUUCAUCUCGUCGACAGCUACGCCCUCACUCUCCCCUCGAUGUACAUUUCCGCCCUCCUUCUCUCUCUUCGCGCAAUGCUACAGCUUGAUCUUCCUCACUUGAACGUCCUCACCAAAAUUGACAAUCUUUCCAACUAUCCUGAACUGCCAUUCAACCUGGACUUUUAUACAGAAGUUCAGGACCUCAAUUAUCUUCUCCCACACCUGGAAUCCGAAUCCUCCCGCCUCCCCCAUAGCAAGUUCGGCGCCCUCAACACCGCCAUCGUCGACCUGGUCGAAGAAUUUGGGCUCGUUGCCUUCGAGACGCUGGCCGUCGAGGAUAAAAAGAGUAUGAUGAGCUUACUCAGGGCUAUUGACCGCGCCUCCGGGUACGCAUUUGGUUCCGCUGAGGGCGCGAACGACACCGUUUGGCAGGUUGCCGUUCGCGAAGGGAUGGGGGUUACCGAUGUACGGGAUGUGCAAGAACGAUGGCUCGACUUGAAGGACGAAUAUGAUGAGAUAGAAAGGAAGGAAUUGGAAGAGGAGGCACGUAUGCGCGAUACAGCUAGCAAGGCCGCGGCGGAGCAGGAAGCUGAGGAUGAGGAUGACGAUAUGACGGAUUGGAAUGGUCCAGUCCCGGACAGCGGGGUGAAGGUGCAACGAAAGAAAUAG
Penicillium argentinense is the source of this 1050-nucleotide messenger RNA. Its product is annotated as GTPase GPN2. The transcript has 3 exons. Lineage: Eukaryota; Fungi; Ascomycota; Eurotiomycetes; Eurotiales; Aspergillaceae. Bases 1 to 1050 code for a protein of 349 amino acids. Gene Ontology annotation, molecular function: GTPase activity. The record is from RefSeq and is a predicted model, not a curated record. Gene Ontology annotation, cellular component: cytoplasm.